This is a messenger RNA of Durio zibethinus, 612 nucleotides long. The record is from RefSeq and is a predicted model, not a curated record. NCBI's taxonomy places the organism in Eukaryota, Viridiplantae, Streptophyta, Magnoliopsida, Malvales, Malvaceae.
AUGAGAGCAAAGACUGUGGGGAAAGAAAUAGUCACUAUGUUUGUUAACAACCUUCCUGACAAUAUUCACUGGAUAUGGCUUACUACCAUAUUUCAAAGAUUUGGGUAUAUUGUUGAUGUCUUCAUCCCUCGCAAUAGAAGUAAAACGGGAAAGAGGUUCGGAUUCGUAAGAUUCACAAGUUUUGAAGAGGCAAAGAAAGCAGUUUUAUGUCUCAAUGGAGUCUGGCUAGUGGAUCAUAAAAUCGAUGCUAAUAUUGCAAGAUUCGCCCAAAGAAACUCUUUUUGGAGGAAACGAAAAGUUCCUGAAGCAAAAGCUGAAGUCGGUACGAGAGUAACAGAGAGGACGGAAACUAAUAGCAACAAUCCAGAGUGUGAGAAACUUUUCCACUACGAGGAGGAAUCGUAUAUGGGGGAAAUAAACAAUGAAACAUUGCAUUGGCUCUCUAGAACAGUUGUGGGUGUCUCAAAAUGUUUUACCAAGAGUAAUGUAAUUAGUGAGCAGUUCAAAAUGGAGGGAGUUUUUGGUUUAAACGUUAGGAAACUUUCAGUGAAACAGUUCCUGAUCAAUUUUGAUAAUACUGAAAUGUUUGAAGGAAUGAAGAAUGACGAAUAG